Aureobasidium musti is the source of this 1578-nucleotide messenger RNA. Lineage: Eukaryota; Fungi; Ascomycota; Dothideomycetes; Dothideales; Saccotheciaceae. The record is from the annotation of a GenBank genome assembly.
AUGACCAACCAAUCGAGGAUAUCUGGGUUCAGAGAAGCAGUUUCUCCUUACGAUGAAUACCACCAUUUCUCGCUUUCAUCGACAUCAUCAAAUCAACCGCCCUCAUACCAGCAAUGGCCAGAACCCGAACACAAUGUCUCGCCUCAGGAACCCGUCGACAUGAACUUUGGCAGCAAAUACGAAUCGAUGGGUGAAGUUAGUGUCUCGCCAGGUCUUGAGACAGUUUGGGCUGGCGAAGGUGAUAAGGAAGUCGUGAUGGGGACGGGGCCACCGAUGGCAAUACCUACUUCAGCGGGACCACCUGAGAAGAAGUCGGCACGAGUUUGUGGCCUAAGGCGUAGGCUUUUCUGGAUUUUACUUUUGACUGCUCUCCCACUAGCAAUUGGGCUCGGUGUCGGCCUGGGUGUGGGACUGGGCGUGGGACUCAGAACGAAACACAAAGACAACAAGCCAUCACCAGGAUCAGCCAAGUCUUCUGAUUACUACAUCGGUGGUGCACUCGAUCCGGCCUACUUCUCGAAGGAAGGUGCGUUCAAUGGCAGCGGUCUGGCACUAGCUUCUCAGUCUUUCGGCUCGGGAGAGUACGGCGAUCUCGUUCUUUAUUUCCAGCAUCACACCGGAUCGAUCAGGUGGCAAAGAAAAGUAGAUACUGGUAAUGGCUGGAUUGGAGGAACUGCAUCCGAAGUUGUAGCGACCGAUGCCAGAAACAGCACGCCUUUGAGUGCAGUCGCUUAUAGCUUAGAUGGCGUAUCUACUUGGCACCUUUUCUAUAUCGACAACAACAAUCAACUCAGAGAAAAAAUCAAUAGCAACGCGACCAACAUAUGGAUAGAAGGACCUGUGACAAAAGGCAACUACACGGUUCUAGAUGCCGAUCAAGUAGGCAUGCAAGCUUGCUGGUACGGCAACGACUACGGCGAUGCCGACUAUAAACACAGUCCCCUGCCAAAUCAAGAUAACACCACUGCCAACAGCACCUCUGGCUCUGAUACGGACGUGGGUAUGCAUCUGUGGUAUGCUUCUGAUGCCUCUACCUUUCAGCAAUUAGGAUGGCGUAACGGCGACACCACCUGGACCCACCAACAAGAGUGGCCAGACAAAAAUGGACAUGCAGGCUUAGGUUGCUACUCCUGGGGUCCAGGUACGAGCACUUAUGUCAUGAUGGUGAACUCGCAGAUGACAACUGAAGUUUGGUGGAAAGACACCAAUACCAACACUUCGUCGACUGCCAAUCACCCAAUCAAUCAAUGGACAAACAGCUCGGCAGCCAUCAACAACGUCUUUCCCUCUACCAGUUUAGGCUACACCAACGCUUUCUACGCUCAAGGAGACGACGGCUGGAUUACAGGUUAUAACAUAAGUUGGGCAUCUGAAAACACCACCAUCGAGAAUAGCUUCCCAGUGAAUCAACCCGGCAUCCUCGGAACUCACAUGAGCGUCACGACUCUGCCAGAUCCAAGUGGAGGAGACAGUCUGUGUGUCUUUUAUCAGGAGAACGGAAGCGACGUCACCUUUGCAACUCGAGAUCUAAUUCAGGGUACCUGGACGGCGACAUCACUGCAAGUUCCCGACUCAUGA